Molecule: messenger RNA, 855 nt
Organism: Frankliniella occidentalis (western flower thrips)
Lineage: Eukaryota; Metazoa; Arthropoda; Insecta; Thysanoptera; Thripidae
Exons: 3
Coding region: 85-693 (202 amino acids)
Biological process (GO): DNA catabolic process
Cellular component (GO): cytoplasm
Molecular function (GO): nucleic acid binding; 3'-5'-DNA exonuclease activity
Source: RefSeq, a predicted model, not a curated record
CGGAAGUCGUGUAAUUCGAGAGGGGGAAUAGGUUGUAAAGGUUUUGAACUUUGGAGAACAGCGACCAACAAUCAAAGAAUCGCCAUGGACUCGCAGCUAGUGUAUUUCGACCUGGAGACCACUGGUUUGGAUGUGAGGAAGUGCGAAAUUAUCCAGAUUGCUGCUACUACAGAUGCUGGACAGAGCUGCAAUUUCUUUAUCAAACCGUUAAAUAGCAUCCCAUCAGAAGUAACAAAAAUCAAUGGUUUAGCUGUUGUUGGAGGGGACCUCUACAAAAAUGGGCGAGCAGUCGAAAGCCUGCAGCCUAAAGCUGCAUGGCAAAAUUUCAUUAAAUUUUUAAGAAGUGUUCAUGAUAAUGUGACUCUCAUGGGCCAUAACGCCCAUAGAUUUGAUUUCCCCCUUCUUGUAAGGGAUAUGUUAAAGCAUGGAAUGCUUGAGGAGCUUCGUUCAGCCGUAUCCACCUUUGUCGAUAGUGUGAAGGUUUUCCAAGCUAAGCUACCAUCCCGGCCUUGGUAUCGUUUUAAACUUAGUGACUUAGCGAAUCACUAUGGUGUUGACACGACUGCUGCGCAUGAUGCGUUGGAAGAUGGGAGAAUUUUAUCUCAGUUGUGCCACAAAAUCGGUGUGUCGUCCGAUGAUAUCUCUAAUCAAAAACAAAGUCUUGAUAGCUAUUUCACCAUGUUUAAGCCAUGAUAAUGUUAUUGCUCAACUAAACAAUAAUUGUGUGUUUCAUUUUAUAAACCCUAGUAUGUUGCCAAUGCACAACCAAUGCGCACAUGUUUUAUAGAAAAAAAAUUCAGCUGUCUGUAGCUUGGCAGGAAUAUCAAUAAAAAAGAUUUGAACUGGUCUGGGAAA